CGCCGGAGUUGGAGGUACUGGCACGAGCAACCGCGACUCAGACGGAGGUUCUUUUGCAUUCUCAUAUAGUGGAGGUGGAUCAGAUGAUUUAGAUUAUGAUCAUUUCCAUUUUUAAUUUUAUGACGUCUUUAAUUAACUCUAGGUCCAAUUACUUAGUUUGGUAGGUCAUGCUUGUAGUUGUACUACGCUCUUCCUUGGCAUUUCUCUCACGCUUACCAGCUAUAUUAAUGUGAUGAAGUUAGAAGUGGGACGAAAAGCAGACAAGCAGGAGAAGCAACAUCAGGACGCAAAUAUUUCGGACGCGAAAUAUUGAGUUUGCGGCUAAAAAUAUCGCGCCAUCUUUGGAGCAGUUAGUUUGCUUACACUGGUAGCUACAUGGAAGCAUUAACUUCUUCAUAGGGUGCGUGUAUGUUUCGCACGUUAUUAGCUCUAACACUUGGAUGCCGAGUCCGACCGCGAGCGCGACGCAUUGGCUGAGGUGAUUGCGGACGUAAAAGGAGCACUUGUGGAACCACUUCUGGAACACGAGCGCGAGCCGCUAUUGAUGCACAAUAUCGAGGAGCCGAGCUUGGACGCCGACUUUCAUCAUGGCGUAUCAUUCGUGCCUUCUCGCAUACUGUUGGAAUCACUUGGAGAAGAUAAAACUGUGCAGCAGCAGGCGGAUCUAAAACAACAUCUACAAGAAGUUAAAAAGAAUGUGCAGGUGAUCAAGACACAUGUAUGGGUCCAUUGAUUAAGAGUUAGGCCAUGAGAGUGUCAGCUUAAGUAUAAUUUUUUUAACCAACGGGAACUGCGUGUUAAGGCGAUCAUUGAAGAAGAACCACGCACGACAACCUCAUACCAACCCUCUUAAUCAGUUGCGUCGUUCUUUCACACAACCAAAUGGCAGAGUUGAUUCGCUCAGGUCGAACAUUCCCUGAUUGGAAGAACCUUGCAUUGACAGCUAACUUGCCUAAUCUGGUCUACUACAUCAAUUUCGUAACAACAACUCCUGAGCAGUCUGCACAUCCACUGAUCUCAUACAAUGGACAAGUCGAUCUUCUGAACGAAGCGAUGCUCGUGCAAAUGUGCCGCAACGGAUACGACUUCAACGAUGAAGUCAAACGAGGAGUAGUCAGUCGUGAGGACCUUGCGAGUAAGUUCUUCGGACCGAGCCAGACACCACAGAACAAUGCUGGAACAGACAAAGAAGUUCUUGCUGCUGAGCUGUUCCAAAAUCAGAUUCGUGGUCAUGCAGCAGAGCCACGCAAAGUCGUACUACAGCAAUUCGAUUGGCGGAAGAAUAUGUCUACUACGGAGAUAAUCAUGACGACCGCAUCACAAGGCCAAGAGGAGGCUGUGACAAACGCGCAAGUCUACCUCAAGAGCCUGGAGAAGAUAGGAGAUGAGAAGAAACGUGCUCGCGGGGGCGAAUCUCAGAAGGUCACGAUAUCAAGACACCGUGUUCUCAACAUAGAAUGUGCAACUCCAUCAUCUGCGGAAAAUAACAAGAACGAGGUUUUUAGAAAAAUCGAUAUUUUCUUUAGGUUCAUCAAGGGUGCGACUAAGCUCGAAUUACAAGAGGGGCUAAAGGGGUUUCAGUAUAUGGAGUAUCUACCUUCACCUGCAAGCCUUUCUCAAGGAUCUGCGGAGAUGAAUGAAAAGAAGUAGUUCUGUUCUCAGUAUAGACUGCGCAACUCCAUUGAUAUCCAAUGACGGCAUCAAGAGAAAGGAGGUUUUUAGAAAAAUUGAUAUUUACUUUCAGUUCACGAAGGAUGCGACUGAGAGGCAAUUGAAAAAUAAUCUAGUGGGGUUUCCGUACAAGCACCAGGUGAACUUUUCGGUUCCCUAGUAGUAUUAAGGAACAGAAAGUUGAAAUCGUCAGAGAAAUCUUAGGCACACAGCCGGUGAGUAUCCUCAAGCUAUCAUAUUUAUAUUGUGUUUUUGAUUUUUUGUUGAAAGAUGUCCUCGACCUCGAAGAAACUAGAUGAAGGUGUGGAUAUCUUCAUUGCUUUUAUCGAUGUCAAAUAUGAUAGGCCCAUCCUGGUGGCGGAAAUCCAGAGAGAUUGUCCUGAAAAAAUAAUAACACCUACUCCAGAACCAUGGACGUUGAUCCAAUAAAAAAACAAUAAUAAAUUUGAACUUUCUUCUUCUUCCUCUCCUGUGAUACUCGACGUUGUUGAUCUGAUCCUUUCCCUUUGCUGCAUCGUGAAAAUUUCAAUGCUGAAUGAGUGCGAAGUUGUGAACUACUGCCUUUCCUCAAUCUGGUCUUCCUGUCGUCAAUUUUGAUGUACUACACAAAAUAUCUUUUUAUAAUCGUUGUUACUACCUUAAGAUGCUAUUCUUUGUAAACCAUGUAGCCAUUCUGCCUUUUGCUGUUACUGCUAUCCGCCAUUAUUUGUUCAUGCGUUUCUUUCUGUUCCUAUCGCGUUCUUGUUUCCAUCGUUGUUGUUUACCUCUUUCCUCUUUACGUCAUAACCUAUUCAUUUUGAUAUCCACCCAAAAAUUGGCGCAUUUCCGAAAAAACUACACCCCACAAAAUUUGAGACGCAAUAAACCUCAUUCAUGUGCUUUCAGAACCAUACUGGUUUAGGUUGCAGGAGUAGAACGAAGCACCCGCCGCUUGUAAGAGAUUAAGCAAGCCCUUAAAGAACAAAGUCUGCGCUCAUCUGCAGAUCGACGCACUCCCACUCCAGGACCAGGAGAAGCGCUGUGAUCAAGUUGAGUCUCUUUCUCUGUAUAGGGAGUAUGAGCAAGCAAACCGAAGUAUUAAUUUGAAGGACGGAACAUUAAAACAAGAAAAAGUGCAGAAGAAGAAAGAG
This is a messenger RNA of Amoebophrya sp. A25, 2801 nucleotides long. Lineage: Eukaryota; Dinophyceae; Syndiniales; Amoebophryaceae. The record is from the annotation of a GenBank genome assembly.